This is a messenger RNA of Folsomia candida, 705 nucleotides long. Its product is annotated as rhodanese domain-containing protein CG4456. Lineage: Eukaryota; Metazoa; Arthropoda; Collembola; Entomobryomorpha; Isotomidae. Gene Ontology annotation, cellular component: mitochondrion. Gene Ontology annotation, molecular function: thiosulfate-cyanide sulfurtransferase activity. The transcript has 4 exons. The record is from RefSeq and is a predicted model, not a curated record. The coding region runs from base 98 to 538 and encodes 146 amino acids.
CCGGCAUCAAACUCAACCGACUCGCCAGCUGAGAAAGUUGCAAAUCAAAGCAAGAGACAAAAUAAUUAAAUAAAUCAUCAACUUAUAAUUAAUUAAAAUGAUCCGAUCAUUUUUUAAAGUGACGAGCGAAUGGACAGUUCUUCGACGAUAUUUGGUUUCCGCAAAGGAUAUUCCUCAAAUUCCACAAUUGACGUUUUCCCAAGUAAAAGAUGAGCUUGAUAAGAAAAACACAGUGCUUAUCGAUGUCCGAGAAAAGGGUGAAUUAAGUUCAGAUGGAAAAAUUAAGGAAUCAUACAACAUUCCAUUGGGCGAGGUAGAAUCAGCGUUUCACCUGGAUGAGGCGAAUUUCAGAAAAUUGUACGGUUUCGAUAAGCCUCUACCGUCACAGAAGAAUUUGAAUUUGAUCAUUCACUGUAAAGCUGGCGUGCGGGCGAUGAAAGCGGCCGUCGUACUUAAUCUGGCUGGGUAUCAAAAUGUCAGGGUUUAUGACGGAAUUUUGGACUGGUUAUCGAAUGGAGGCGAAGUUGUCAAGAAGUGAUAUUAUCCACAAUUUAAGUAAUAUGGUGCUAGUCAAAUUAUUUACUAAAUUAGUUAAGCAGCACUUAUCUUUAUGCAAAAUUAAUUCUUAUAUAAAUUCAGGUCAAAGUUAAAUAUUUAUUAUUCUCUAUAUUCUCAUUGAAUACAAUCAAGCGUUACUUAUGCAAA